UUUUCAGGGAAAAUCGGUCAGUUACGGACGGAUCUUCAGCUACCUCUUUACUGUCUCAGAAUGAUGUCGACCAAAGCAGUCAACAUAAUCCUGCUGCUUCUCGCAGUGCAGAACAUCUGCGCCUUUGCAGAUAAUCUGUCCGACUACUACGAUACUUACUACGACAAGAAGACAAACAAACCAUCGCAGGGGAUUGCUGAUAUCAACGGUGGAAAUGUGAAUAAGAUUAACUUCAAAGGUAUCUCAUGUGGUUGCCAGAACCUAGGUUGCAGUUGCUGCGCAGGAAUCAGGAUAAAGAAGUUCAACUUCGACAAGGAAGCCUGUGCCUCGUUCAACUAUGUGCAACAAACUAAUGCUAUUACUGCGGCAGUGUCCUUAAACCAGAAACAGCUCUUGUCAACUUCCUUCCCAGUGAAAACUCCACCUCCAUUGUGCGUAUCGAUUCCUAACUUGCCCUCUGUGAAAUUGUGCGUUCGUUUCCACGACCUCGCCGUUGUUGCAAACAAAUUAAACGUCUGCGUCGACGUGGAAACCAAAAUAGCCAAAGUACCGACCCUGGCAUUGCACUUCAAUUGCCUGAAAAUAUAAGCGAACGAAAUUUUAUUAUUGUACAUACACUGAGAAUUUGAAGAUCGAACAAGUAUCGUGCAAAGGUAGCAGCUGUAAUGGUAUUGAAAAAAUGAAAAAUGAGGGUAAUGCAAAUGUUUCUUCGCUGACACCUGUGGAAGAAGCAAAACUUCUGAUUAUUUCAGCUGUUCACUUAAGCGUUUAAUUGUAAUUCAGUGAUACGAUUAUGAUAAGUAUAAAGAAACUGCCGUCGUGCCAGAAUUAAUUGCAUUGAUUUGUUGGUAUUCGUUUAUUUAAUUGUAUUAUGUUUUUAAUGAUAUCAUUGUUAUGUUGCGGGAUGUUAAAAUAAAGAUACUUCAACAAGUA
This is a messenger RNA of Osmia bicornis bicornis, 933 nucleotides long. RefSeq lists its product as uncharacterized. The record is from RefSeq and is a predicted model, not a curated record. NCBI's taxonomy places the organism in Eukaryota, Metazoa, Arthropoda, Insecta, Hymenoptera, Megachilidae. The transcript has 3 exons. The coding region runs from base 61 to 588 and encodes 175 amino acids.